AUAAGGUGAGUUUCUAACUAGCUAGGUGAGUUUCUAGCUACAUUGUCAGGAAAGUUUGAUAUAAAAUCCUAAAUGUAAUGGAUUAGCACACGAGUUGACAGAAUCUAACGCACUAUGAAUGUGGGCGUGGCUCACAGUGAGGUAAACCCCAACACAAGGGUGAUGAACAGCAGAGGGAUCUGGCUGGCCUACCUGUUGUUGGUCACCGUGCUGCACGUCGUCCUGUUGAGCAUCCCUGUCCUCACGGUGCCUCUUGUCUGGACCCUCACAAAUGUCAUCCAUAAUUUGGUGAUGUACUUAUUUCUGCACACGGUAAAGGGCACUCCUUUUGAGACACCGGACCAGGGCAAAGCUCGCCUACUCACACACUGGGAACAGAUGGACUACGGCAUUCAGUUUACAUCCUCACGCAAAUUCCUCACCAUCUCACCCAUUGUGCUGUAUAUUCUUGCCAGUUUCUACACCAAGUACGAUGCCACACAUUUCCUGGUCAAUACAGGCUCUCUCCUCAGCGUCCUCCUUCCAAAGCUGCCCCUGUUCCAUGGAGUACGAAUAUUUGGGAUCAAUAGGUAUUGACUAACACAGGUGGAUAAUAUCAGAGUUAUAUUCUAUUUAUGUGUACUUUACUUGUGAGGUCCAGAGGCGGAAGUGAAUAAGAAAUGUUUGGUAACUUUAUGAGCUGUUUGAAGGGCAUUGUUGUUUUUAUUGCACAGUUCAUUUUCGCUCUGUGACUAAAAACAAAGAACCAAAAUGCACUGAACGCCAAGCUAUAUGAUUAAGAGUUACUGAGUGCCUCUGCUUUAUUUCAUUUAAUUUAUUUUCGUUAUAUGACAUUCAUGAUGUAUGUGUGCAAUGUGCUUGUAUCCUCAAACCAUUACUUUCUCUUUUUGUCAGAUGACAUGUAUUUGACGUUGUUUUCUAGAAAGAGCUAUAUUGUGAACGUCAUCACCUUCAAACCUAAGUCUUUAUAGGAUGACUUGUAUAUGUCCACACAUUGGAAUGUGUGAUUACAUAGUUUAGGAUAGUGGCAUCCAUAUAAAUAUAAUGUUGGAUGCCAUACAAAUUGAAUGUUGCCAGUCUUUGCAGUGCCAUAAAUGUUUCACUUGGCUGAUAAAUUUUUUCCAUUUAGUUUGGUAACAAUCAAUCCAUGUGAUGACUCUUAUUGGAGGUCAAUUUCCAUGUGAGCAUUCUCAAUAAAUUAUAGUGUCUAAUAAUAAACUUUCAAUAUCAGGA
Molecule: messenger RNA, 1233 nt
Organism: Oncorhynchus tshawytscha (Chinook salmon)
Lineage: Eukaryota; Metazoa; Chordata; Actinopteri; Salmoniformes; Salmonidae
Gene: ormdl2
Product: ORMDL sphingolipid biosynthesis regulator 2
Exons: 4
Coding region: 115-576 (153 amino acids)
Biological process (GO): intracellular sphingolipid homeostasis; negative regulation of ceramide biosynthetic process; ceramide metabolic process
Cellular component (GO): endoplasmic reticulum membrane
Source: RefSeq, a predicted model, not a curated record